This is a messenger RNA of Molossus molossus (Pallas's mastiff bat), 6546 nucleotides long. It is a transcript of the gene MUC6, whose product is annotated as mucin 6, oligomeric mucus/gel-forming. Gene Ontology annotation, molecular function: protein binding. The transcript is spliced from 36 exons. Bases 1 to 6546 code for a protein of 2181 amino acids. The record is from RefSeq and is a predicted model, not a curated record. NCBI's taxonomy places the organism in Eukaryota, Metazoa, Chordata, Mammalia, Chiroptera, Molossidae. Gene Ontology annotation, cellular component: extracellular matrix.
AUGCUGGGGCCUCAGCUGCUGCUGCUCCUGGCCUGCGGGGGAGCCCUGCUCAGCGCUGGUCUCAAUGACACCUCCUUUGCCCGCCCAGGCCCCCAGAGGCUGAAGGACUCCCCACAGACAGCUCUGGGCAGGGGCUGGUGCUCCACAUGGGGGGCCGGCCACUUCUCCACCUUCGACGGCCACACAUACGACUUUGAGGGGACCUGCAACUAUGUCUUUGCGGCCAUCUGUAAGGACACGUCCUCGCCCGUCUUCAGCGUCCAGCUACGGCGCGAGCCCGACGGCAACAUCACCCGGGUCAUCGUGGAGCUGGGGGCCUCCGUGGUCACUGCGCACCAGGGGGUCAUCUCCAUCAAAGACGUGGGAGUCGUCAGCCUGCCCUACACCAGCCACGGGCUGCAGAUCACCCCCUUCGGCCAGAGUGUGCAGCUGGUGGCCAAGCAGCUGGAGCUGGAGCUGGUGGUCGUGUGGGGCCCAGGUGCCCACCUCAUGGUCCUGGUGGAGGACAGGCACAUGGGAAGGAUGUGCGGGCUCUGCGGGAACUUCGACGGCAAGAGGAACAAUGAGUUCCUGAGCGAGGAUGGCACGCUCCUGGAGCCCCACAAGUACGCUGCCCUCCAGAAGCUGGACGACCCCAACGAGAUCUGCACCCACGAGGCCAUCCCCAGCCCCCCGGUCCUGAAGGCGGAGCAUGCCCAGAUCUGCACCCAGCUGCUGGCCCUGGUGGCCCCCCAGUGCCGCGUGCCCACGGAGCCGUUCCUAUGGAGCUGCCAGGCCGACCUGGCCGCGUGCGCCCAGCCCGGCCAGCGGAGCUGCGCCUGCGCCACGCUGUCCGAGUACUCGCGCUACUGCAGCCUCAGCGGCCAGCCAGUCCGCCGCUGGCGGGGCCCCAGCCUCUGCCCCCUGGGCCAGUGCCCGGCCAACCAGGUGUACCAGGAGUGUGGUGAGGCCUGCGUCAAGACCUGCUCCCACCCACAGCACAGCUGCGCCCAGUUUUGCACCUUUGGCUGCUUCUGCCCUGAAGGUAUGGUUCUUGACGACACUUCCAGAAACCUCACCUGCGUGCCCGUGGACCAGUGUCCCUGCAAGAUCGGGGGCGUGACCUACGCCCCCGGGGAGGUCACUGCAGACGCCUGCCGCACCUGCCAGUGCUCCAUGGGGCGCUGGCAAUGCCAGGAGCGGCCCUGCCCCCAGCCCUGCGCCCUGGAAGGCGGCUCCUUUGUGACCACGUUCGACGCCAGACAUUAUCGCUUCCACGGCACAUGCACCUACAUCCUGCUGCAGAGCCCUCAGCUCCCUGACGGGGGCUCCCUCAUGGCCACAUACGACAAGUCUGGGUACUCACACUCGGAGACCUCCCUGGUGGCGCUCACCUACAUGUCCAGCCAGGACAAAAUCGUGAUUUCCCAGGACGAGGUCAUCACCAACCACGGAGACAUCAAGUGGCUGCCAUACAAGACCGGCAACAUCACGGUCUUCAGGCAGACGUCCACCCACCUGCAGAUGGCCACCACCUUCGGGCUGGAGGUCCUGAUCCAGCUGCAGCCCGUGUUCCAGGCCUACAUCACGAUGGGGCCCCAGUUCCGAGGCCAGACCAGAGGGCUCUGCGGCAACUUCAACGGGGACACGACAGACGACUUCACGACCAGCAUGGGCAUCGCCGAGGGCACUGCCUCCCUCUUUGUGGACUCCUGGCGGGCAGGGAACUGCCCGGCCGCCCUGGAGCGGGAGACUGACCCCUGCUCCAUGAGCCAGCUCAACAAGCUGUGCGCGGAGACCCACUGCUCGGUGCUGGUGAACCAGGGCACGGUGUUCGAGAAGUGUCACACCCUGGUGAACCCCAAGCCCUUCUACAAGAGGUGCGUGUACCAGGCCUGCAACUACGAGGAGACCUUCCCGCACAUCUGUGCCGCCCUGGGGGCCUACGCCUACGCCUGUGCCUCCAGGGGCCUCCUGCUCCGGGGCUGGAGAAGCAGCGUUGACAACUGCACCAUCCCCUGUGCGGGCAACCAGACGUUCAGCUACGACAGCCGGGCCUGUGGCCGCACAUGCCUCUCACUGUCCGACCGUGCCGCCGAGUGCCGCCCUGGUGCCAUCCCCACGGAAGGCUGCAACUGCCCCGAGGGCACCUACCUGAACCACAGGAUGGAGUGUGUGCAUAAGGCCCAGUGCCCCUGCCUCCUGGACAGCCACAAGCUCAUCCUGGCCGGCCAGUCCGCCGUGGUCAACGGCGCCCUCUGCUACUGCAGGAACGGGCGGCUGAGCUGCCCUGACCAGCCGCAGAUGCUCCUGGCGUCCUGCGUGGCCCCCAAGACAUUCCAGUCCUGCAGCCAGUCCUCUGGGAACAAGUUCGGGGCGGCCUGUGCCCCCACGUGCCAGAUGCUGGCCACCGGCACCCCCUGCGUGCCCACCAAGUGCGAGCCCGGCUGCGUCUGUGCCGAGGGGCUCUACGAGAACGCCAGUGGGCAGUGCGUGCCCCCCGAGGAGUGCCCGUGCGAGUUUGGGGGGGCCUCCUACCCCCAGGGCGCCAAGCUGCACACCAGCUGUAAGAGCUGCACCUGCUCGAGGGGGAAGUGGUUGUGCCGCCAGAGCGCCCACUGCGCGUCCACCUGCACGCUCUACGGGGAGGGCCACGUGGUCACCUUCGACGGGCAGCGCUUCGUGUUUGAGGGCAACUGCGAAUAUAUCCUGGCCACGGACGGCUGUGGCACCACCUCCCAGCCCACCUUCAAGAUCCUGACGGAGAACGUUGUGUGUGGAAAAUCAGGCGUGACCUGCUCCCGGGCCGUCAGGCUCUCCCUGGGGGGCCUGUCCAUCGUGCUGGCGGACAGGAACUACACGGUCAGCGGGGCAGACCCCCGCGUGCACUUCCGGGUCAAGGCGGGCUCCCUGAACCUGAUGCUGGACAUCACCAUCGGCAGCAGCUACAACCUGACCCUCAUCUGGAACAAGCACAUGACCGUCUCCAUCACGAUCUGGCGCGCCUCGCAGGACGGCCUGUGCGGCCUGUGCGGCAACUACAACGGGAACAUGAAGGACGACUUUGAGACGCGCAGCAAGUACGUGGCGUCCAGCGAGCUGGACUUCGUGAACUCCUGGAAGGAGAGCCCGCUGUGCGGCGACGCCAGCUACUCGGUGGACCCCUGCAGCCUCAACGCCUUCCGCCGCGCCUGGGCCGAGCGCAAGUGCAGCAUCAUCAACAGCCAGACCUUCGCCGCCUGCCACAGCCAGGUGUACCGCCUGCCCUACUACGAGGCCUGCGUGCGUGACACCUGUGGGUGCGACACCGGGGGGGACUGUGAGUGCCUGUGUGACGCUGUGGCUGCCUACGCCAAGGCCUGCCUGGACAAGGGCGUGUGUGUGGACUGGAGGGCCCCCGACUUCUGCCCUAUCUACUGCGACUUCUACAACUCCCACGCGCGAGUGGGCGGAGGCCAGUUCCAGUACACCCAGGAGGCCAACUGCACGUGGCACUACCAGCCGUGCCUCUGCCCCCAGCAGCUACACAGCUUCCCGGACACCAACACUGAAGGCUGCUACAACUGCUCCCGGGACGAGUACUUCGACUAUGACAAGGGGACAUGCACGCCCUGCGCCACGCCCACAGCCACACCCACGGCCACGCCCACGGCCACGCCCACGGCCUCAGCCCCCUCCUCCACACAGGCAGAACCGACCAUCUCCUCCGGAGAAGGCAUGUGGGACUUCCGGGGCACAGGGAGCACAGGACAGCCCACCCCACUCACCCCAGACAGCAGCACCCCCUGCCGGCUGCCCAAGGACCAUGAGGGAACAUGCCAUGGGUUCUGCCCAGUCACCUCGAACGACCAUCGCCGUCACCACGCAAGCCGCAUCAGGGCCAGGCCCCACAGCCACUCCCAGGUCAACGGCCACGGGACCUACCGUAACACAGGCCACAACGCAGCCCACAGCAUCCGUCAGCACAGCCACGCAAACCACAGCUCGGUCCACAGUGCACACCACAGCGGCAUGGUCGACACCACCACCAAGAACCUCCACAGGCACUCCCCAAAUACAGGUCCACCCACAGGAACCUCCUUCAAGACCACCAGCCUCUACCCCACUGCAUCUCCAUCCAACACCACUCAUUCCACUCAUGUUCCCAAUACGGCCACCUCCUCGGUCACUCCCACUACUCAACGAGUCAUCACGCCAACCCAACCAGAGUCCCACCCUCCUCACGCCUCCACGGUCAGGCCAACUGGCAGCUCUCCUCCAACGACACACGUCACAGGCACUGUGUCCUCACCCUCGACCCCACCAGGAACCAUGACCACCACUGGGACCACCCUGGGCCCUCACUCUGUCAGCACCGCCAAAACCUCUACCUCCCUCGGAUCCCAUUCUUCUGCACCUGCCCACUCUGGGACCACAUCUGCUCCAGGCACCACCAUCUCCCACAGGACCACCAGUAGAGCCCCGGGGACCCCAGGCUCACACACCGCCACACCCACACCCAACAAACCACACACUCCCUUCACCACUUACUCUGCACCCACCGGUUCCGUGUCAACCGCCUCCCACAGUACAGGUCCACCCACAGGAACCUCCUUCAAGACCACCAGCCUCUACCCCACUGCAUCUCCAUCCAACACCACUCAUUCCACUCAUGUUCCCAAUACGGCCACCUCCUCGGUCACUCCCACUACUCAACGAGUCAUCACGCCAACCCAACCAGGGUCCCACCCUCCUCACGCCUCCACGGCCAGGCCAACUGGCAGCUCUCCUCCAACGACACAUGUCUCAGGCACUGUGUCCUCACCCACGACCCCACCAGGAACCAUGACCACCACUGGGACCACCCUGGGCCCUCACUCUGUCAGCACCGCCAAAACCUCUACCUCCCUUGUAUCCAUCCCUUCUGCACCUGCCCACUCUGGGACCACAUCUGCUCCAGGCACCACCAUCUCCCACAGGACCACCAGUAGAGCCCCGGGGACCCCAGGCUCACACACCGCCACACCCACACCCAACAAACCACACACUCCCUUCACCACUUACUCUGCACCCACCGGUUCCGUGUCAACCGCCUCCCACAGUACUGGUCCACCCACAGGAACCUCCUUCAAGACCACCAGCCUCUACCCCACUGCAUCUCCAUCCAAGACCACUCAUUCCACUCAUGUUCCCAAUACGGCCACCUCCUCGGUCACUCCCACUACUCACCGAGUCAUCACGCCAACCCAACCAGGGUCCCACCCUCCUCACGCCUCCACGGCCAGGCCAACUGGCAGCUCUCCUCCAACGACACAUGUCACAGGCACUGUGUCCUCACCCACGACCCCACCAGGAACCAUGACCACCACUGGGACCACCCUGGGCCCUCACUCUGUCAGCACCGCCAAAACCUCUACCUCCCUCGGAUCCCAUUCUUCUGCACCUGCCCACUCUGGGACCACAUCUGCUCCAGGCACCACCAUCUCCCACAGGACCACCAGUAGAGCCCCGGGGACCCCAGGCUCACACACCGCCACACCCACACCCAACAAACCACACACUCCCUUCACCACUUACUCUGCACCCACCGGUUCCGUGUCAACCGCCUCCCACAGUACAGGUCCACCCACAGGAACCUCCUUCAAGACCACCAGCCUCUACCCCACUGCAUCUCCAUCCAACACCACUCAUUCCACUCAUGUUCCCAAUACGGCCACCUCCUCGGUCACUCCCACUACUCAACGAGUCAUCACGCCAACCCAACCAGAGUCCCACCCUCCUCACGCCUCCACGGUCAGGCCAACUGGCAGCUCUCCUCCAACGACACACGUCACAGGCACUGUGUCCUCACCCUCGACCCCACCAGGAACCAUGACCACCACUGGGACCACCCUGGGCCCUCACUCUGUCAGCACCGCCAAAACCUCUACCUCCCUCGUAUCCCAUCCUUCUGCACCUGCCCACUCUGGGACCACAUCUGCUCCAGGCACCACCAUCUCCCACAGGACCACCAGUACCACCAUCUCCCACAGGACCACCAGUAGAGCCACGGGGACCCCUGGGACACACACUGCCACAGUGACACCCAGCUGGCCACAUACUAUGUUUACUUCUCACUCUGCUCCUACGGGUACCAUGUUUACCACCUCUCAGUCCACUUCUCUCACCUCAAAAGUUCCUUUGCCCAGCCUCAUGUCAUCCACUGUCGGGGUGACCACAAUCCCCAGUUCUCCAGGCACGAACCUCACCACCAGCACGCCCAGCUCCUCCAGUUCUGAGCCCGGCACAGACAUACCUAUGCUCACAGAGGUCUGCAGUGUGAGGGAGUUUCAGGAAGAGGUCACUUACCAGGGGUGCACGGCCAACGUGACAGUGACCCGCUGCGUGGGCGUCUGCGCCUCCACCACCAGCUUCAACACGUACACCAAUCAAGUGGACACACAGUGCAGCUGCUGCCACCCCGUCAGCUCCCAGGAGAAGCAGCUGACACUGCCCUGCCCAGACCCUGCGGCACCGGGCCAGCAGCUGGUGCUCACCCUGCACGUGUUCAGACGCUGCGCCUGCGGACCCUGGCACUGCAAAGACUAG